CUCUCUCUCUCACUCUCACCUCUCUUCGAUUUAACCGACGGCUUAAACUCUCCGGCGGUGGAGCUUCACUGUAACAAACGAAGAAAGAGAGAAGAUGGAGGAGACGCACGUUCUUGAGAUCAAUCUCAUCUCUGCGCAAGGACUUAAAGAACCGACGGGAAAGCUCCGGCGAUUGCAGACUUACGCAUCCGUCUGGGUUGAUUCUUCCAACAAGCUCCGGACUCGAAUUGAUCGGAUCGGCUCUGAGAAUCCGAUCUGGAACGACAAAUUCGUUUUCCAGGUCUCGCCGGAGUUUCUAUCUAGCGAAACUUCUGGCGUUUCAAUCGAGAUCUAUGCCGUUGGUUACUUGCGAGAUCAUCUGAUCGGAACUGUUCGCUUUCUCGUGAGUAACUUCCUCCCAACCGCCGCCGUGAAAGUUCCGUCUCUCGUCGCGCUUCAGAUCCGUCGUCCUUCUGGAAAAUUCCACGGCGUUCUUAACAUCGCGGCUAUGGUGAUGGAUGCUUCUGAACUUCCAGCUGGUUUCUUCAAGUCCGUUCAAGAAAUCCGUCGGAGUCGAAGAAUGAGAAAAUCGAGAUCUGCGGUUAGUUCGUCGGAGAACGGUUUCGCUGACGACGGCGAGAGUUCGAAAGAGAAUUCGGUUUGUGGUUCGGUUAAUUACUCCGACGACGGUACGGACUCGACGGCGUCUUCUCCGAUGCCGUCUCCUCUCAGAGACUGGAACGCUGUUCGAAAUUUGGCGGGAAAGAAUCACGUGAGAUCGUCAUCGGACGGCGGAGGAUUGAUGUGCUGUUUGAUUAUGGCAAAGUUUACGAGAAUGAUAACAGCCAUGGAGCUGAGGGCCACGGUGGAAAACCGAAUUCGAUACUCUACAAAACACAUUAAACACUUGCCACCUGGCACAAUCACUGAGUUUGAUUGGAAGGAUUACUGUCCCUUGGGUUUCGGACUUAUACAAGAACUUGAGGGUAUUGAUCAUGAUGAUUACUUGCUUUCCAUUUGCACUGAUGAGACUAUUAAGAAGCUUUCUUCUGGUAAAAUUGGAAACGUCUUUCAUAUUUCCAAUGAUAACCGUUUUCUCAUCAAGAUUCUUCGAAAAUCCGAAAUUAAGGUGGCACUAGAGAUGCUUCCCCGUUACUACCGACAUAUUAAUUAUCACAGAUCAUCACUAUUCACAAGGAUUUAUGGUAUUCAUGCUGUCAAGCCUGUUGGAGGUGUUAAGACAUAUUUUGCUGUCAUGUCAAACAUGCUACAUCCAACGGUCUUUAUGAACAAGCUCUAUGAUCUUAAAGGUUCUCCUAAAGGUCGAUCUAACAAGAAAAUUGAAGUCAGAAACACCACUGUUUUAAAGGACAUCGAUCUCGAUUUCUCUUUCUACGUUGAUCCAUUAGCGAGACAACGCAUCAUCAAGCAAACAAAGAUAGAUUGCGAGCUUUUGGAAGAAGAAGGUAUAAUGGAUUAUAGCUUAUUGGUUGGUUUACAAUCUAAAGGCUCAUGUCAAGGUUCACUUGAUGGAUUGAACCCGGUUUACGGUAGCUGCGCACCUCCAUGCUCGUUCAAAAGCGCUAGCACAAAGUCGAUGAAAACGGCUUCUAGUUCUCCUGAUAGAUCUUCUGUAACAAUGUAUUCAUGCUCUCCCGAUAGAGAUAUAGUCGAAUGCGAAAAGUCAAUGACUAUACAAUCAGUGACAAGCAAUAGCUCAGAAACAAGUCAGAUAAACAAAAAAAGCAUAGUAGCAGCAACACUCAGUGACUUCUUUCACAAUAGUUUUGGGAUGAAGAUUCCGGCCAAAGCACGGCGAGUGACGAGAGAGACCGGAGAAGAAGAAUGGUACGAUGUCGUUUUGUAUAUAGGGAUAAUAGACACAUUUCAAGACUAUGGUAUGAAGAAACGCAUAGAACAUUGUUACAAAUCCAUCCAACAUAACUCAAACUCAAUCUCGACCGUCCAUCCUAAGAUCUACUCUUCUAGAUUUCAAGACUUUGUCUCCAACAUCUUCUUACCUCACGAUGACGAUCUCUCUCUGAAAUAUUGAUUUUGUUUGUUAUUAUAGUUACGGUUUAAUUUCCAAGUGGAAUUAUUAGAGUGUUAAUUAGAGGUACUCUUCUUACGACCCAAGUUUGUGUUGGUGUUUGUUGUCCAAAAAAUCCUCUCUUUUCUUAUUUCAUUGUUGAUCGAUCAACAAUAUGUAGAGAAAUUCACAUGCAAUCUUUUCUUUCUUAAACUAAAGAAUUGCCAAUAAAAUUUCGAAAUCAUC
Messenger RNA from Arabidopsis arenosa, 2254 nucleotides. The record is from the annotation of a GenBank genome assembly. Lineage: Eukaryota; Viridiplantae; Streptophyta; Magnoliopsida; Brassicales; Brassicaceae.